Dissoconium aciculare CBS 342.82 is the source of this 1389-nucleotide messenger RNA. RefSeq names its product MFS general substrate transporter. Gene Ontology annotation, molecular function: transmembrane transporter activity. The coding region runs from base 1 to 1389 and encodes 462 amino acids. Gene Ontology annotation, cellular component: membrane. The transcript has a single exon. Gene Ontology annotation, biological process: transmembrane transport. NCBI's taxonomy places the organism in Eukaryota, Fungi, Ascomycota, Dothideomycetes, Mycosphaerellales, Dissoconiaceae. The record is from RefSeq and is a predicted model, not a curated record.
AUGCGGUUUCCGCCUGGCGAUCCAGAAGAUCCGAAGAACUGGUCCGCGGGGGUGAAAUGGGCCGCGACACUGGCUCUAUCGGCACAAGGUUUCAACCGAAUCAUGAUUUCCACGAUCAUGGCACCGGCGAUCUCCGUCAUUGCGACCGACCUGAACAUGUCGAACGUGGAAAGCACUAUGGCACUUUCGGUAUACGUGCUGGCCUCGGCUUUCGGACCGAUGGUCAUCGGCCCUCUGAGCGAAGUCUACGGAAGAAAGAAGAUCAUCCAUAUAACCAACAUCUGGUUCCUUGCUUGGAAUCUCAUCUGUGGAUUUGCCAAUUCCAAAGGUCUUCUGAUUGCUGCGCGGCUUCUCGCCGGCUUCGGCGCCAGCGCCGUCUACACCAUUGCGUACGGGGUUCUGGCCGACAUUUGGCCCGCCGAACAGCGUGGACGUUCCUUGAGCAUUUAUCUCCUUGUCCCGCUCACUGGCGCCGCGGUCGGCCCCAUAGUCGGCGGGUUCAUUGUCGAGUACUCGACCUGGCGGUGGAUGUUUUGGGCGACGACGAUUUUCCAGGUCGUUGCCGAAAUCGCUACACUGCCGGUCAUUCGCGAAACUUAUGCGCCUUUACUCCUCCGGCGGCGUGCUAGGCUGUCGCGAGAGGGGAAUUCGGGGUCUCGACAGGUCACCGAUGGCGAGAACGAGAUCGAAGAGCCGUCCGCUCUCAACGCGCUAUCGACUGCGCUCGGCCGCCCCAUCCAGCUCCUAGCCUUCCAUCCCAUAAUACAAGUACAGGCCCUGCUCGGGGGCCUGGAAUAUGGCCUCUUAUAUUUCGCGCUGGCGUCGUUUUCUCAGCUCUUUGUGAACAAUUACCAAGAGUCCAUCUCGAUCUCGGGUCUCCACUACAUUGCGCUUGCGGUCGGCGAGAUCGCUGGCGCCUUGCUAUGCGGACCCUUGAUGGAUCGUGUGUAUGCAAUUCUCACAUCCCGCGCCGGCGACAGGUCGUCGCCAGAGUUGCGGGUCCCGCUUCUCCUCCCAAGCCUCUUGAUCACACCUGCCGGGUUCUUUCUGUACGGCUGGGCGGCUGAGUAUCAGCUCAUCUGGAUCGUUGUCGAUGUGGGCGGGGCAUUGCUCACGAUGGGAAUGCAGGUCUUCUCUACUACACUACACGCCUACGUUAUGGACGCCUACCCGGAACACGUCAGCUCCGCAUCGGCUGCGACUCAACUUUUGAGCAGUCUGUUGGCUUUUGCGUUCCCUCUGUUUGCAGAUCGUUUGUAUGCCGCACUUGGUUAUGGUUGGGGCAACUCCUUGCUUGCAUUUCUGUCGGUGGGCAUCACGUUGCCGGCUACAUGCAUCCUAUGGAGAUAUGGAGCGAGGUUGAGGGCGAUGAGGGAUCGGAAGCGUUGA